AUGUUCCAACCAAAUAAACGACUUAAAGUGAAUGCAAUACGCCAUAGAAACUUGAAGAAUACACAAAGAAUAAAUUCCCUUGAAAGCGAUUCGAAAACAUGUGAAACUACUUGCAACGAGAGCUUUCGACAAUAUCUUCGCAAUUCAACGUUACACGGUUUAAAGUAUGUUGGUGACAGUACGAUAACAUUAUUUGAACGCAUAUUCUUCGGAUUAAUGUUUUCCGUUGUGGUUGCACUUUCGGCAUACUUCAUCACUAAUGUAUACGAUAAGUAUAAGUCAUCGCCAAUGAUAAUAUCGCUUAAUUCGAGGCCAACCGAUAUCACUAAGCUGCCAUUUCCUGCUGUUACUGUUUGUAACAUGAAUCAAGCGCUUAAAAGUGUGGUUGCCAAUUAUGCGGUAGACAGCGACGAAUUUUCAAUGAUUCAAAGUAUUUGCGCGGUAGCUGUUGAUGAAGAUGUUAAAAAUUCAAAAACUGGAAAAUGGUCCGACUUCCAAAAAGUCUUGAUAGAUGUGUCUCAGUCAUGCAAGGAUAUGUUAAUUUCAUGUAAUUAUGGUGGUUUCGAAUACAAUUGUUCUGACGUUUUCGUUACUGUUCUAACGGACGAGGGACUUUGCUGUACAUUCAAUGGAGUGAAUAGGAAGUUCAUAGCGAAGCCAAAUAUCAAGUCGGAUAAUUUAGAUCCACAAGAGUUCAAUAUGAGCCAGCAUUUAGACAAAUUUGCCAAUCAGUGGACCCCAGAGAUGGGAUUCGCAAGCGAUGAACUGAAAAACCAUAAACUUGGCUAUCCGCGUUCAACAGUUGGUACCGGCGCUCACUUGGGAUUGAGUGUUAUUUUGAAUGCUGGCAUUAGUGAAUACUAUUGUUCGUCCACGAGUAGUUAUGGCUUUAAAAUUUUGCUACACAAUCCAACUGAGGCCCCACAAAUAUCAAACUAUGGUACGUCUAUUUCUAACGGCUACGAAUCUCGUGUCGUUAUAACACCGGCACUGUCCGAAGCAUCUGCAACAGUGCGAAAUAUGCCGCUCAACGUACGAUAUUGUUUAUUCGAAGAAGAGAAUCACCUGCAAUAUUUUAGUACUUAUUCACGAAGAAAUUGUCAAAUGGAGUGCAACGCCCUAUAUUUUUUGAAAUACUGUAAUUGCAUUUUGUAUUGGAUGCCCCGAUUCUAUGAUGACAUUCCCAUUUGUGGACGAUCGAAUGAUGACUGCGUCGACGACGUCACCAAUCAACUAAAUGCACAAAAGAACAGCUCAUUUUCUUGUGAUUCUUGUAUGCCCGGAUGCUUCGAAGUCAAUUAUCAUGCAAGAGUUUCGAUGGCACCAUUACUCCAUGGAGCUCCAGUACUUGCUGAGAAGGGACUUUCCGGACCAAAUGUGUCGAUUGCACAUAUAUUUUACCAAUACAGGUUCUUUCGUAGCGAAAAAAAGGAUGAGCUGAUUGGUUUCACUGAACUUUUGUCUAAUACCGGUGGACUCUUGGGUUUAUUCAUGGGCUUCAGCUUGUUCUCAUUUGUAGAAAUAUUUUACUAUUUGUCGAUUCGACCAUACAGCAUUGUGGCUUCAAAGCGACGUAGAACAUUCAAUCGAAUGUUCAAAAAGACCAGCAGAAUUAGAGCCGAACAAACCGUUACACCGGUGGAUGUUAAAGAUGCGGCUCAUCAUCAUACAGAUUCAAUUUAUCCAUAAAAUCUCCGUUUCAUCAUGAAGUUGUGAAGCACAAAUAAUAAUUGCAGAAAUUCAAACUUAAAACUUUGCUUAAAUGUAUUGCGGUCCAUAUCAAUAAAUAAAUUUU
Molecule: messenger RNA, 1795 nt
Organism: Bradysia coprophila
Lineage: Eukaryota; Metazoa; Arthropoda; Insecta; Diptera; Sciaridae
Product: pickpocket protein 28-like
Biological process (GO): sodium ion transmembrane transport
Cellular component (GO): plasma membrane
Molecular function (GO): ligand-gated sodium channel activity
Source: RefSeq, a predicted model, not a curated record